AGAGGAGGAAGGACCGUCUCGAGCCGGGCGCCGCCGGAAGGGGACCGUCUCGAGCCGGAAGUGGCCGGACGGCGGUGUGUUUUAAUUGAUGGGGAAGCAAGCGGUGGAAGCGCGCGCCGUCGCCCUUCAGUGACGGGGAUGGCGGCGGUGGCGAGUGAGGCGGAGAGAGUGGUUCUGGAGGAGGAAUUUAAAUGGUUAUUGCGAGAAGAAGUUCACGCUGUCCUUAAACAGCUGAAGGAUAUUCUGAAGGAGGCUUCCCGACGUUUCACCCUGACAGCUACUGGACCGGAAGGCCAAACCAGACUGGAGAACUUCAAACUGGGAAGCUCAGCAGCCGACCAGGUAAAAGGUGUCCUCACACUGCAGGGAGAUGCACUGACACAGGCUGACAUUAACCUGAGGCUGCCAAAACACAACCAGGUUCUGCACUGUACCUUCAGGGAGGACAAACAAUGGAAACUGCAGCAGAUUCAGGAUGCCAGGAAUCAUAUUGGACAGGCCUUGUACCUCCUCAACAGCAGAGAUCAGACUUACCAGUUUAAAAGUGGGGCAGAAGUCAACAAGCUCAUGGAUGCAGUAAUGUUGCAGCUAACCCGUGCUCGCAAUAGACUGACCACACCUGCAGCAAUGACCCUCCCGGAAGUAGCCUCAAGCAGUUUGAUGAAAAUGUUCACACCACCUCUUCCCGGUGAUGUCUUUGCAAACUUCUACAUUAAUCUGAGCAAACUUUGUUUGAUUGUCUACCAGCUCCAUCUUCUGCAGCCCAAUUUGAAUAAGAACUUCAAACCUGCUGGGAGCUCCGUGCUGCAUAACCCAGGAUCCAUGUUUGAGUUCAACAACCAGAAAUUUGAGGUUAGCCAUGUGCACAAAGUGGAGUGUGUGGUUCCUUGGCUAAAUGACACGCUUGUUUUCCUUACUAUCGCACUACAGCUUUGUCAGCAACUGAAGGAUAAGAUUUCUGUAUUUUCCAGUUACUGGAACUUCAAGCCCUACUGAUCCUGAGCAACAGGUUAAAUGAAGAUCAAUCUGCAGUCGGUGACCACCUCCUGCCCAGCUCCCAGGCAGUUACUGUAGAUGCUGUCUCUGAAUAUUUUGGGCAGUAUACUUACACUUUUUCUAAUUAAGUUACACACUACACUUCUCCCUCCAAUCCUUGAUAUUUGUCUCACUUUAUUAAACUAACUCCCUGUCUGGGGCCUGGCCUGCGAUAUUUGAAAUGAAUUAUGAAACAAAUGCAGUCUUGAGCUUUUAACCCCGUAGUUAGCCUUAAGGUAGAGGCUAAUGUUAUAGUAUUAACUGUUAAUGAAGAUGUGGUUCAGAGCUGCUGAAUGGGAGAUGGUCACAAAUAUGUUGAAUUAGGAGCAGUAGUUUCUCCAGAAUCUCUCUGGUUUUGUGUUCUGCACUUUUAAUUGUUUCCAAGUUGCAGGCUAUGUGGAGUAAAAGAGGGAAUAUUAUCUCUUCGUGGAGCUUAAUGUUGAAGCACUGAAGCUCUGCAAUUCUGCAGCUACGGAAAUCAAAGAACAAAAGCUAUACAUUAUACCUCUUGGUGGAGCAGCCCAACAUUCUUACAUUCAUUUUAUCUUUGGGAGCCCCCGCCUCAGAGAUUUCCUCCUUCAGAAAGCAAUGAAAGAUCAAAGUGUAGUCAUAUUUAAGUUUUUAAACAGGUCAUACGUUAAAUUACUAUGGCAUUAAUUAGCUUUGAAUUUGUGCUGGUCAUAAAUUAGUUGACCCAUUGUUUGUGAUUGCUUUAUCAGGAAACCUUGUAUCUAGGUUAUUUUUGCAUCAGAAUUUAUAAGCCUCUGAUUAUGUAUUUGACUUCUAAUGGCUCAGCAACUUAGAAUGAACAAAAAUGAAAAAGACACUGAGCACAACUUAAUUUGUGCAAAUAUUCAACUUCUAAGAUGUGCUAGAAGCAUUGUAGUUUGUUAACUAACUGCAUUUCCAACAAUCUAAUUGAGAGCCCCAUAUGCGCCUGGAGUAUCUGACAAGCGCUUUCUACUCGUGUGAAAUCUUAUGGAUGCCAAACAAAGCAAUUGACACAGCAGUAAUUGGAAUUAAAACUGCAUAGUUGAACUGCACAGCAUUAAUAAAGGAUAGAGGCAAUAGGUUCGGCAUGUCUUCACUGCACAGCAAAUCUUUAUACAUUGUUGAAAAUAUAAUCAGUUCCAUUCAUGCAAAAGGACGUGGUUUUAAGACGUAGGAAGUUUCAAUCAGAUUUUUAACAGACUCCCUUGUGCAGAAUAUAAAGUGUAUUUGUGUAUCCCCUCUGGAAGAAUUGUGGAUAGUCUGUGUGUGUGUGUGUUAAUGCUAUUGGUGUACUGUUAAUAUUAACCAGUGUUUAUGUUUCAGCUGCAUGUUUCUGUUGUAUUUGGACAAUAAUUCUUUGAUCAUCUUGGCAAGAUAAGACAACUGGUAUUUCAGCUUCUGAAAGUGACGUGAAUUUUGAAACCACCAUUCAUAAUGGAACUACAUUGGAAACUCUCAAUAUUGAAUUUCAGUACAUUGUGCUAUCUUCACAGUCACUGGUUUGUCUGAAACUUGAUUUUUAAAAAAUGAAAAGCCCCACAUGCCUCUAAUCCAUGUAUCCUUUGCCUCCAGUACAAAGAAUUGCCACCUUUUUCCUCCGUCUUAAGUUGAGAACUGAGGAUAUCCAAAACUAAGCUUGUUUGAUGUAAAUGAAGUUUAACGUAGUGCGGGAUAAUACUUGUUUCACUUAUUUUGUGAAUAUUGAAAUUAAUUUCUAAGGGACACAAUUUGAAAGCUGUCUGCUGAACAAUACUGUGAUUAUAUAUUCAACACUGAUCAAGUUGAGCAUUGUUCAAACAGUCAUAUAUUUCCACCAAAUAAGGUGAUCCUUAUCAAACUACUGUAUUUUUAAUGUCUGGUAAAUGUUCCAGCCAACACUUUGUAGAACUAUUAAAUGCUUUUGCCUUUUGAGAGUUUAACAAGAUGUUUGCAAUUAAAAAGCAACAUCAGAGAGCCCUGCAUUCCUCUCUCUGUUGGCUUUAGCCAAUGUGCUUGUGUAAGAUGAUGUAAAAUGCUUGUGGCAGCUAGUUCCUUGAUUUGCACAGCAUUGAUCCCACAAGUCUCAGUGUAACUCUUUCACAUGAUUUCCCACAGGUUGCAGCCAGAAUGUACUUCCCCCUUCUUGAAACCUGUUGCCUCAGUCUGUGAAAUUAUCUGCAACUUCAGUUUUUUUUAAACUUAUUGGAGUAGAAAGUAGUCCUUCACUUCGCUGCAAGGUUUAAGAGUAGUGCACACCCCACUUGGAGUGCAAUAAGUCUUGGGGCAAUGUGCAGAACCCCCGAUGUGGAACCUUUUGGAAAAUUGGAUACAGGGCUAACUGGGAAGGCUGGCAAUUAUUGUCCAUCCCUAACUUCACUUCAGACGGUGGUGAUGAACCUUUAAUUGCAGUCUGUCUAGUAUCUGUUGCAUUUCUUGUAUGCCUGAUUUGUGGCUAUUGAAAAAGCCAGUUGAGUGUGACCUUUGUGGGAGUCACAGGUAGCCCAGUCUUCCUUCCCUAAACCAGUCUCUCUACUGGCAAUUGAUAAUAGUUUAAUGCUCCAUUACUGAGACUAAUAUUUGAUUCUUGACUUCAUAAUUAAUUGACGUAAAAUUCAAAUCCCAGCUGCCAUGAUGGGGUCUGUGUUAGACAGAGCACUGUCUGUGCCUCUUGGAUUACUAGUGCAGGAACACUGCUGCUGUAGCAUCACCGUCUCUUCACAUUACUUGUAAGCCUGUCUUAUUGUAACAUGAACCAACGUUACAAGUUGUACUUUUCACCCAAGCACCAGAGAGAGUGGAUUGGUGAGGGUGUGACAUGGGUCGGUUGACUUACCCAAAACUCAAAAAUGGGUAAAGUAAGGCAGAAUAGAUGAGGAUGUGCCACGAGUGUUUAUCUCUUUAAAAAGCUGUGAUGUCUUCCAGUAUCAUGUAACUUGAAUCCAGUAUGUAAAAUGUAUAUUCUAUUCAAUUCCUGCGAUCAAUCUGUAGCAGAAUAUGCUUAUGUUUCUGUGUUUGCUCUUGAUGUAACGACAUGACUGAGACCAAUUCUAUUUAAUGACUGUUUAAAUUAUUCAGUAUGUUUUGUGGACCAAGCAAAUUGUUCAGAUUAUAUCUGCAAUAAAGUAUUGAUCUCAAAGAA
Stegostoma tigrinum is the source of this 4144-nucleotide messenger RNA. It is a transcript of the gene rogdi, whose product is annotated as rogdi atypical leucine zipper. The annotation marks the transcript as partial. Lineage: Eukaryota; Metazoa; Chordata; Chondrichthyes; Orectolobiformes; Stegostomatidae. The record is from RefSeq and is a predicted model, not a curated record. Gene Ontology annotation, cellular component: RAVE complex. The transcript has 11 exons.